AUGUCUAAUUAUCUAAAUUUAGUUGGAGAGCUUAUUGGAACAUUAGAAGAUUUAAGGGAAAAGAAAGAAGAACUUAAGAGUGAAAUUUAUGAAGAAGAAGAAGAAAGACGUAGAAUUGAAAAAGAAUUAGAGAUUCUUACAGAAAGAUUAGAUAGAGUAAAUGGUAUUUGAAUAAUAUAAAUUAAUAUAAUAUAGAAACAAUAAUGA
Paramecium sonneborni is the source of this 207-nucleotide messenger RNA. Lineage: Eukaryota; Ciliophora; Oligohymenophorea; Peniculida; Parameciidae. The record is from the annotation of a GenBank genome assembly.